Messenger RNA from Diorhabda carinulata, 1086 nucleotides. RefSeq names its product E3 ubiquitin-protein ligase E3D. Gene Ontology annotation, cellular component: nucleus; ubiquitin ligase complex; cytosol. Gene Ontology annotation, biological process: protein autoubiquitination; proteasome-mediated ubiquitin-dependent protein catabolic process; protein monoubiquitination. Gene Ontology annotation, molecular function: ubiquitin protein ligase activity; cyclin binding; ubiquitin conjugating enzyme binding. The coding region runs from base 1 to 1086 and encodes 361 amino acids. The record is from RefSeq and is a predicted model, not a curated record. The transcript has a single exon. NCBI's taxonomy places the organism in Eukaryota, Metazoa, Arthropoda, Insecta, Coleoptera, Chrysomelidae.
AUGGCAGAAGUGUACAAGACUGUUCUUUUAGAAAUUAGACCACGAUUACAAUGUGUAAAUGCAUUUAUUAAGUUGUGUUCUAAUAGGAAUCCCAUAGAAGUUGUUCUUGAACAUGAUGCCAUAUUGCUAUUAAUAAAUAAGGAAAUCACUAAAAUUGGUUGCAAGAAUAUGAAAAUAGUGACAAAUAGUUUAUCUUCAUUGAGAGUGACUGAUAAUUUUUUAAGUUUCAGAUUCUUGACAGAAAUAACUCAUGAAAACAAAGGUAGUUUUAAGGCAGAAUUUUUACAAAACACAGUAGCUAGUAUAGAAUCGUUAAGUAAUAAACCAUUAUUGUCAACUAAUUCACGAUAUAUUAUACAAUGUGCUAAUUGUAAAAAAUCACUUUCAAACUAUCUUCAUUUUCAUCGAGUAUUACCAUUACCAUCAGAAACUUUAGAUGCCAGUGAUUGGUUUUGUCAUAACCACGGGAAUUCUGGUAGCAUCAGUUUAGACCCAAAACCAAAUGACUUAUUUUAUUCCCAAUGUUUUGUACAUAUUAACAUUGAAUGUGCAAUUAACUUGAAAGUAUCAAAUAAUGUAUUGGUUUGUAAAUUUUGUUUAAAAUGGUUAGGAAAAAAACAUACCAACAACACUAUUAAAUUGUGGUUUAAUACAGUGAUGUUUUCAAAUGAUAAUACUUCAAUUGCCUCAUCAAGUUUAGAAGACAGUUUUCAAGUCAUAAAAAAUACUCUUAAACUUUCUUUGCAUAACGCAUCAAAACUGAUCCUGUCUUGCCAGACUUCCCGUACAAAUACUGAUACUUUAUUACUGUGGGUCUUGGAAAAGAACCUUCAUAUAUUAUUUGGAGAAGAAAGCCUUAAAGAUUAUCAUGUGGCUAAAGUUUUAUUCAAAUUUGUCAAAAUAGAUGAUAUAUUGCUUAAAGAAUGGCAUGAUGAUUCUUUGGUUAGUAAUAUAGACAUAUCUAAACCUAUGAUGGUGGAUUUGUUGACCAAUUUGUAUAAAUGUAAUGAAUUAUUUCCUUUAGAAUAUUCUAAAUCCAAUGAUUUUAGAGUAUCUUAUUUAUUUCUAUCUGAAAUUUUCCAAUAA